Messenger RNA from Melampsora larici-populina 98AG31, 1563 nucleotides. RefSeq lists its product as uncharacterized. The record is from RefSeq and is a predicted model, not a curated record. The transcript is spliced from 9 exons. The coding region runs from base 75 to 1436 and encodes 453 amino acids. NCBI's taxonomy places the organism in Eukaryota, Fungi, Basidiomycota, Pucciniomycetes, Pucciniales, Melampsoraceae.
UGUAGCUAAUUAAGCAUGAUGGCAGCCAAGUUUCUAAGUACUUUCCUUUUUCCAUAACUUCACUUCAGUGACACAUGCCGGAUCUCACGGCGUCUAUAACCUCGGCCUUAUAUCUGGACGAUACCGCCGAAUCAAUUAUCUCUCGCUUGAACGCACAUCAGCACCCUUCAGUUUAUCCUUACGUGCGGUGGGUAUUGAUUGCUUGCAGCAUUUUUUACCUUCUGGUGAUCAUCUUAUGCGUGACAAUAUUGGCUAUUCCUACGCUCGGAGGGCGAGCUGCCCGUCGCAGGCAUCUGUGGCUAUGGCGUCGGCACUAUGUGGGGGAUCUGGGCCCCUACUUGAUACCUAAUGGUGGACUUCUUCUGAUUAUUUGUCAGCUUUUGGGGAGCAUUUCAUCGGAAAUAUAUAUCUUCUUCUCCUAUCAGGCCAUCCAAUCGCCCAUCCCGUCGCGGAGUAAUCAUCAGAACUUCUGGCUUGCCAUUAGUUAUGCCCCGGGGUAUUUUGGGUAUUGGUCCUCUGGCUUCACCGCCUUAUAUCUAUGCUUAUUCUCUCCCGGCCGGCCCCUUGUGAAUCAUCAGUUGGUGACAAGUUUUCUGCCACAUCCGAUCUUCAUGAACUCGAUUUGCAUCGGCGUCCCUAUAUUCGUGGCUCUGGGAGCACUAACUUGGGGUAUCACGUCUGUCGUGUCGGUUCGCCAGAAGGAUGAUGCGUAUGCUGCAGCGCUGGCCCAAUUAACGUCAGGAAUGGAUCCGACCAAGAGCUUGCAGCAGUACGCGGAAGCGGGCCAACGAUGCAUCAGUCGGUUUCGCUGGGGCGCAUUGUAUUGGUCAAUUGCUGCUCUGAUUGCUGUAAUGUUUUACUGCUUCACCGGCUUCCUCUUCCUGCGGUAUUUGAAAGGCACUGUAAAUGUUGCAACGGGGAAGACAAAGCUUUGGAAAGAAGUGGACGAGGCAUUCGAUGUGGAUGACAAGCCCGCCGUCUUCAUUCCGCCAUCAGCCUCUGAAAAUUCACGCAUUGCCGAAUCGCUUCUGAAGGGAUAUCGUUUCCUACUAUGGCAAUUUGGUCUUCUCAUCCUUGUGCUGAUAUGGGAUUUGAUGGUCGGGGUUUUUUUGACGUUGAAGAUUGGAGAAAUAGAUGAAAAUGAGGCGUGGAGGUCGACCUUAGUAUGGGUGGUAGUGUCAAGCUCUUACCUCAUGACUGGCGCUUUAUUUCUCAACAGUUGGAAAGCACUGACCACUCGGGACGAAUUGCCUGAACCAUCACUUGUACCCCUGAAGAUCGCCAAGCCUGAUCUCGAUCAGAUAUCGGAAUGCCUGUUUUCUCCGAUUCGCUCUUCCAGCAGUGAAAGCGAGACAUCUACCAGGAAGGUCAUCACUCGAUACCACUUCCCGGAAGAGCAUUCUCGCAUCCCCUUGCAAAAGGUUUACACAACUUAAUUGAUUCAGUCACUCUUUUGGAGUGGUCCCGCUGUUUUCUGAUAUUGCCGUGUACAUAAUUAACUUAUUUGAGAAACAAUAAUUUACUUCAAUUCAUAUGUUUCUUCAAUACUCUGUUGGGACACUC